AUGCGGAAAGAAUCCCAACCAGUUAAAGGCCAUGGCCAUGGUGAAACGGCCUCCAGUGAGACGUGUGAUGGUGACACGGUGAUUGGAUCUCCAAAAGCGUCUCUCAACGAGGUUGGCAGUUGCAUUACCUUUGAGUUUCUGGAUGAUGCUGAAAUGAUUGACCCUGAUGGACAGGACAGUGGCAGUCAGGGCAGCGAACAGGGCUGCUACGGAAUAUACGGAAUGGGGGAGCGCACGGCCUUAUCUGGCAGCUGCCGGAUGUCCUUCGCCGAGACCUCCGCGCAGUCCAUGAGCUUGACCUUCCGGGCAGAGCCGGAAGCCAGUCAAAGCAAGGAAGGCCACAUGGAGCUCUUCGUGGGUUCCUUGGGGCAAGGCCAGCCCUGCUUCUGGCAGCGCGGUGAGACACGCAGAGCCGAUGACAGGAGCCAGGGCGACCAGGCAGAUGGACCUGUACCGCCUUUGGUGUUGGUCUUGACCAUGGGCAUGUUCUUCGGCAGCGGUCCGACUCCUUCGCCCACGUCCAUUCCACCGGGCCUUCCAUCUCUGGAGGCUGAGCGACGACUGACGCCGCCCGCGGCGACGCAGACGCACACGCGGCGGUUGGGAGCAGACAUGGUCUUUAGAUGGUCCUUGUAA
Molecule: messenger RNA, 636 nt
Organism: Durusdinium trenchii
Lineage: Eukaryota; Dinophyceae; Suessiales; Symbiodiniaceae
Source: the annotation of a GenBank genome assembly